UAUCGUAAUACAAAUGAGGUAUAGAGAAUACUCUAUUCUCGCUAAGAAGCUUAAAUUUCUGAAAUAUCAGCUUCUGAAACCCCACUUUUGGGUGACAAAAUAAUUCAUUGGAUAUCAAGUCUACUCUUAUACCUUGUCCGUGGUAUCGUAUCGUAUAUUCUCUGUUUACAGACUAUGUUGCAGAUUUGAAAGAAAUACUUAAAUUAUAUUCGAUGCACACGGGAUAUAUUGGAUAACACAAUGGAUAUUUUAACAGCGAUACAAUUACUUUCAUUUGGUUUAAUGGUAAAUAUUGUAAAUGCCGAAUUUUCAGCAGACGAUUGUAAAAGUUUAGGCUUUAAUAAAGCCAAUUUACUCUGUUCCACAUGUGAAGAAUUUAAUAAACGUGGCUUACCGGAAAUAUGGGACAAAUGCAAAGAAUGUUGUCUAAAAGAUGACGAUUACGAUGCAUCUGGAUCAAAACGUUAUCCGCAUGCUCUUCUUGAAGUCUGCACUUGUAAAUUUGGUGCAUAUCCACAAAUUCAAGCUUUCAUAAAAAGUGAUAGACCUAGCAAAUAUAAGAACUUGCAAAUAAAAUAUGUUAGAAACUUGGAUCCAAUUAUUAAAUUAUUGGAUGCUGAUAACAAAGUUGAAGAUAUUCUUGAUAUUCACAAGUGGGAUACUGACUCUGUUGACGAGUUUCUGGCUACUCAUCUGUCUAUGGACUAACGUUACCCAUAAUAAUUCUAUGCACUGUGUUUGAUUAAAUUCUGUAUUUUAACUGUAAAUAAUAAUUUUUCUACGUAA
This is a messenger RNA of Megalopta genalis, 786 nucleotides long. Its product is annotated as selenoprotein F. Gene Ontology annotation, cellular component: endoplasmic reticulum lumen. The record is from RefSeq and is a predicted model, not a curated record. Gene Ontology annotation, molecular function: oxidoreductase activity. Lineage: Eukaryota; Metazoa; Arthropoda; Insecta; Hymenoptera; Halictidae.